AUUAUAAUUUGAAAAUUCUCCUAGAAUAGUAGUUGCACUAAAAUACAUUAACUAAAUAGAUACAUACUAAUUGAAGUGAUGACUGUGUUCAGUCCAUUUGUUUAUUGGGCCCAAAAUGAAAACAAUCUAUUUCUAAAAAUUGACCUAAAAGAUGUUAAACAUCCAGAGGUGGAAUUGGAAGAAACAAAAUUGCACUUUCAUUCAAAGGGUACUGGUGCUCAAGGUGAAAAGGAUUAUGGCUUCUCUAUUCACUUUCAUUCAAAAUUGGAAAAAGAUACAAAAUUUGUGAAAAUUACUGACCAAAAAGUAGAUUUGACUUUAACUAAAGCAGAAAAGUGUUGGUGGCCUCGUUUAACUUCACAGCCCCAAAAACCAGCAUGGCUGAAAAUUGAUUUUGAUAAGUGGCAGUCUGAAGAUGACUUGAUAGAUGAGGAGGUGAGAGAUAUCAGGCAGGAUUAUCCUGACCUGUAUAAUAUGUUGCAGAAGGAAGAAUUUGGUUUCAGGAAAGAGGAUUUUAAGAAAGUCUACCUCACUUUCUACAACCUCUUCAUGUUUAUUGGAUUCUUGUACAUAACUGCAGUCCUAUGCAUAAAAUACCUCAAAGAUGGCAUACAUUUCCUACCAUUAGCUUAUGAGACUGUUGGUUCUACAAUGGUGUGUGUACAGCUGUUGCAGUGUCUUGAGGUGCUACAUCCUAUUUUUGGAUAUGUCAAAGGAGGUCCACUGAUGCCCUUUAUGCAAAUCGGAGGCAGGCUGUUCAUUUUGAUUGCGAAUUUGGAAUAUGAACCGAAGAUACAGAAAAUGCCGGUGACAUUUUUCCUGUUUUUAACGUGGUCAGCCAUUGAGGUUAUAAGGUAUCCUUACUACAUGUCACAACUCCAUCACAGAGAAAACCAGCUGCUCACCUGGCUGAGGUACACCGCCUGGAUAGUCCUGUAUCCCAUCGGGUUCCUCUGCGAAGGCGUGAUAGUCUUCAGGAACCUGAUUUUCGUGGAUCAGUCAAAUAAGUGGUCGGUGUCGUUGCCUAACAGGUUCAAUUUCACCUUCCACUUUGCUACCUUCCUUAGGGUGUACCUCUUGGCGGUUAUGAUACCUGCUAUGUACACGCUUCUGAUGCACAUGUAUACGGCUAGGAAAGCGAAGAUUGGGAGAGUAGGUGGCAAGUUGAAAGCGUCGUAGGGUAUGAUAAGAAAUAUGUAUUCUUCUAGUCUGAUUUUAGUGGUGUCGAAUUAUUUGCUCAAUAUUCCCUGUACAAAUUUGGGUGGCAUGGUAGGUUCUGGUAUAGUGCAUAUGAUUUUUUGAUUUUUCCACGUUUCAGAAGAAGUUUCAUGAAAUAUGCCGGGUGUUUCCCAAAAGUUGCUCCUCCCUAUAACUUUUUUCAACUGAUGAACUACAGAAAUUCGGUGUGUAGGUUGUUGGUUUAGUACAUGAUUAUGAAAUUUUUGACGUAUUCAUGUUUUCUGUCUAAAGUAACAGACACGCACAGGAUGUCAUUUGUAUAUCUGUAGAAACAAGUUUGGGGUAAGCUCGGGGAUAAGUGAAUUUUGGAAAAAACUUGGUAUAAUAUUCACACUACUGAAAGUCGCCAGUACACAAGAUGAAUUAUGUGUCUUAAAAUGAAUGAUAGUCGCCUUCGGUAUUUGAAUCGGAUUGCUCAGAUCAAUAUGUAACAUUUAUUACUAUUAUCGUUUAUUAUUAGCGAUUUAAGAGUUCGGACACAGCUGAACUUCUGUCCUUUUCCAUUUUCUAUAUCACAAUGGUUUGAGUGAAUAAAAGAAUAAGACAUAU
Molecule: messenger RNA, 1788 nt
Organism: Phaedon cochleariae (mustard beetle)
Lineage: Eukaryota; Metazoa; Arthropoda; Insecta; Coleoptera; Chrysomelidae
Source: the annotation of a GenBank genome assembly